Messenger RNA from Acanthocheilonema viteae, 1863 nucleotides. NCBI's taxonomy places the organism in Eukaryota, Metazoa, Nematoda, Chromadorea, Rhabditida, Onchocercidae. The record is from the annotation of a GenBank genome assembly.
AUGCGAUCUACUACAAAAAAUUGCACUGUGCUAAAUUCAACAGUAUCGAAUUCCGGACAGAGCACAUCAAGAACAUGCGAAAAGAUUGAACGUGAGCCGGGAUACGAAGUGGUUUCCGGUGGAUCAACUUCAUAUCAUGCGCUAUCUUCAUAUGACUCCACAGGAUUACGUAUGAUUCAAACGAAUUAUCGCGACAGUUCUUCAUCACCGCUUUCGCCUCCCCCUCGAAGUGCAAAACGAUUAAAAGCCAGUUCGUCAUCUACAUCGUCAACGCGUAGUUCGAGUGCGAGCAGCAUCGUCAGUACAUUAUCAGCAGCUGUUAAUUCAACCAAUCCAUCAAAAAGUCAUGCUCUUACGGACGCUCAACACAAAGGUACUGGAAAACAGCUGAAUAAUGCACAUUCUACUCAAGUCAGUGAUGGAACAACAAAACUUUCAAAAUAUUUUGCUCGAGAUCUGCUUCAUGGCACAAACAAUGUUAGACGGCUUAAUUCUUCUCCAGUUCGCAUUAAUUCUCACUUGGAUUUCACAAAUCAUAAUGGUUAUGAUGAUAGCAGGCCGUCAACGUCGAAAGGUUUUACACCAGGAUCGAAGUCCGUGCUAAAUGGUGCAGUAAAACGGCGCAUGCACAUAAAUACUGGUCAUACAUCAGCGAGGAAAUUAGAAUCUCAGGGUAAUCGUGCUCUGAAUGGUAAAGCUGAGGGGAAACGAUUGCUGUCCGAAAAUAACGAACUGGAAACUAGGUUCCCUAUAAAUAAUCGUAUAGUAUUUUAUUCGACAUGGGAAGGCAGCCGUGUUCUGAAUCCGGAUGGUCGUAAUAUCGGUGUCGGCCUGUGUAAUUAUUCCAACGAUUGCUUUUUAAAUGCCGUCCUUCAAAUUAUUUUGCAUUGUAUUCCGUUUGCACGAUAUCUUGGCGAGCAUCUCCCUUUAUUUUCAUGCGUGAAAGAUUGCGUCGCUUGUGGUCUUGCGAGAUUUAUAAGGUAUUCAAUGUCGAGCAGACAGCCGUUCAAACCUUCUUGGAUUAGUUUUAUUUUGGAAAAAGCAUUCCCAUCUCAUCUAUUUGGUGCACAGGAAGAUGCUCAUGAAGCUUUGAACCACAUAUUGGAUGCUCUUGAUUCCGAAGCACAGAAUGGAACAUCUUCGGAUCGUAAUAAUCCAUUAAAUGGACCGCGCUUUCCGACACCAGUGGAACAACUUUUUGCUGGAACAUUACGAAAUCAAGUUCAGUGUUCAACUUGCUCAGCAAUACUAAUAAAUUACGAACGGUUUCGGGAGCUUAAUCUUGGCAUAAAGAAACCAAGUUAUGAUAGGCGGAUAACCUUGGAGGAUUUACUCGACGAUUAUUUUGGCAACGAAGUCUUGACCAGUUUUAAUUGCAAUAAGUGUAAGAGGUCAACGCAAAUCCAACGGAGUUCACGUAUUUUGCGUGCACCUAAUCUUUUGCUUAUCCAAAUAAAACGGUUCAAUUCGUUUGGUGGAAAGAUAGGCGUCCAUGUUAAUUUCAAUUUGAGGAUGAAUCUCGAACGAUAUGUUCAUCGUGCAGCGGAAGCGCAUUUUUAUGAACUUACUGGUAUUGUUCAACAUAUGGGUAAUGCAGUGGAACAUGGGCAUUAUAUUGCUGUCGUACGAGGAUUUGAUGGUAGAAGCUAUUAUUUGUUUGAUGAUGAACAGCGUCACCGAGUUUCUCUAUCUGAACUGCACAAUAUACAGGCGUAUAUGUUGUUGUACGUUCGUUGUAAUGCAUUCAGAAAUUCUGUUUCACCUUCGAUAUCAUUGAAUGCUGCAAAUGAAGCACAAAACGAUACACCUCCCAGAAAUCGAAUGAUGAAGCGUCCAUAUGUUCAAAUAUCGAUGGAUUCUUGA